Aspergillus brunneoviolaceus CBS 621.78 is the source of this 1734-nucleotide messenger RNA. RefSeq names its product flavin-containing monooxygenase. Bases 1 to 1734 code for a protein of 577 amino acids. The transcript has a single exon. Gene Ontology annotation, molecular function: NADP binding; N,N-dimethylaniline monooxygenase activity; flavin adenine dinucleotide binding. The record is from RefSeq and is a predicted model, not a curated record. Lineage: Eukaryota; Fungi; Ascomycota; Eurotiomycetes; Eurotiales; Aspergillaceae.
AUGCCCCAAGACCCCAGCCCACCCCAACACACCGACCUCAACCUCGACGCCCUCGUCGUCGGCACAGGCUUCGCCGGCAUCUACGCCCUGCACGCGCUCCUCCAAGACGGGCUGCGCGUGGCGGCGAUCGACAAGGCGCGCGACGUCGGCGGCACCUGGUACUGGAACCGGUACCCGGGGGCGCUGAGCGACACGUGGAGCUAUCUGUACCGGUACAGCUUCGACGAGGUGCUGCUGCGCGCCUACCCGGCGCCGAACCGGUACUCGACGCAGCCGGAGGUGCUGGCGUACCUGCGGCAUGUGGUGGCGCGGUACGAUCUGCGGCGGCACAUGCGGUUCGAGACGGCGAUGGAGGGGGCGGAGUGGGACGAUGCUGCCAAGAGGUGGAGGGUGAGGUGUCGAGGCAUCGGGACGAAGCAAGGUGACAGGGGGGAGGAGGAGGAGGAGGAAGACGGAAAGGUGCACUACACCUACACGGUGCGGUAUCUCGUGACGGCGCUGGGGCUGCUGACCGAGCCCGUCCUGCCGGACAUCCCCGGGCUGAAGGAGGGAACCUUCCAGGGCCAGGUCGUGCACACCGCGGCCUGGGACCCGGCCGUCUCGCUGGCGGGGAAGCGCGUGGGCGUGAUCGGGGUCGGCUCGUCCGGGGUGCAAGUGGUGACGGCGAUCGCGGACCGGGUGGCCUCGCUGCACGUCUUCAUCCGGCGGGCGCAGUACAGCGUGCCGGCCAACGACCGGCCGGUGAGCGCGGCGGAGCGCGCGGCCAUCAACGCGGCGUACCCGGCGCUGUGGGCCGAGGUGCGCGCCUCGCACCUGGGGAUGGGGUUCGCGGAGUCGUCGCGCCGCUUCAUGGCCGUGAGCCCGGCGGACCGCGAGCGGAUCCUCGAGGCGUCGUGGCGCGAGGGCAACGGGCUGCAGCUCCUGUUCGGCGGGUUCAGCGACCUGACCACCGACGCGGCCGCCAACGAGGAGGUGUGUCGGUUCCUGCGCCGCAAGAUCCGCGCGGCGGUGCACGACCCGCGCAAGGCCGCGGUGCUGCUGCCCCGCGAGCCCUUCGCGCGCCGCCCGCUCAGCGACGCCGGGUACUACGAGACGUUCAACCGCGACCACGUGCACGCCGUGGACGUGAUGGCGCAUCCAAUUACACAAAUCGAGGCAAAGGGCCUCCGCACCGCGGACGGCACGCUCUACGAGCUGGACACCCUCGUCGUCGCGACGGGCUUCGACGCCCUGGACGGCAGCUACGCGCGCGUCGAGAUCCGCGGCCGCGACCCGGCCGAGGACCUCAAGGAGCGGUGGCGGCGCUCCGGGUCGGCGUGCUAUCUCGGCUGCGCCGUGUCCGGCUUCCCCAACCUGCUGAUCGUCUCCGGGCCCAUGGCCGCGUUCGCGAACGUGCCGCCGCUCACCGAGACCAACGUGGACUUCCUGCGGGAUCUGAUCCGCCGUGCCGAGGAGAUCACCCGGCAGAGCGGGAAACAGUGCGAGAUUGAGGCCACGCAUGAGGCCGAGAGGUGGUGGACGGACCAUUGCGAUCUCACCGCGCGCAAGACCCUCUUCGCCCAGGCGCCCUCGUGGAUGUUCGGGGCCAAUGUCCCGGGGAAACGGCCGGCCAGUCGGUUGUAUUUCGGCGGGCUGGGCCCGUUUCGGGCGAAAUUGGCCGAGAUCAAGGCGAGGGGGUUCCUGGGGUUUGAGGAGCCGCUGGGGACUGGGGGCACGUUGCGGUCGCAUCUUUAG